This is a messenger RNA of Sapajus apella (tufted capuchin), 7410 nucleotides long. It is a transcript of the gene BBS9, whose product is annotated as Bardet-Biedl syndrome 9. The record is from RefSeq and is a predicted model, not a curated record. The transcript has 20 exons. Lineage: Eukaryota; Metazoa; Chordata; Mammalia; Primates; Cebidae. Bases 516 to 2762 code for a protein of 748 amino acids. Gene Ontology annotation, biological process: cilium assembly. Gene Ontology annotation, cellular component: BBSome; membrane.
CGCAGUGGCAUCCGUUGUAAGUGCUAUGACAACCGGGCGAAGAUGGCUCAGAGUUAGGCUGGAGAGGGGAGGUGUCCCUUCCGCUGCGGCCGUCGGGUUUCUGCUGCAUCCCACUCACCGCCUCCUCCAUCCUUUCCUCCUCUGUGUGAGCAGAAGGACUUGCAGUUGUUCUUGUCUGCCUAGAGUCUUCCAAGGGAUAGAUGCCGUUUCCUCUGCUGCUCUCUGGGGGUGACGGGGGGCGCAGGGGAGCUUUUUGGGGGAAUUGCUCCAACUCUGUGGAGCUAGUGGUGCUGCCUGGUGGAGCUUUCUCUUUGCCCGGGACGUGGAACAAGUUCGAACGCGAGAACGAGAGGGAAUAGUAAAGCUAAAGGUUGCUUUCCCUGCACCCUCUCUUCUUGCUCCCUCUGCUCCGUCACUGGGACCUUGUCAGGCGUUCAUAAAGGGAAAUUUUCGGAACUAAGGUUCACAGAAAGGUGGGGCAGAGCUCAUCUUACGUGGCAUCAGAGUGAAAGAAAAUGUCUUUAUUUAAAGCCCGUGAUUGGUGGUCUACUAUUCUAGGAGAAAAAGAAGAAUUUGAUCAAGGCUGUUUGUGUUUGGCUAAUGUUGACAAUAGUGGAAAUGGACAAGAUAAAAUAAUUGUAGGUAGCUAUAUGGGAUACCUAAGGAUCUUUAGCCCCCAUCCUACAAAAACAGGAGAUGGAGCUCAAGCUGAAGAUUUGCUUCUAGAAGUGGAUCUACGAGAUCCAGUACUUCAAGUGGAAGUAGGAAAGUUUGUUUCAGGUACUGAAAUGCUGCAUUUGGCUGUGUUGCAUUCUAGAAAACUUUGUGUCUACUCUAUCUCAGGAACCUUGGGUAAUGUGGAACAUGGGAAUCAGUAUCAGAUGAAAUUGAUAUAUGAACAUAAUCUUCAGAGAACAGCCUGCAAUAUGACCUAUGGAUCAUUUGGUGGUGUAAAAGGUCGAGAUUUAAUUUGUAUCCAGUCUAUAGAUGGGAUGUUGAUGGUAUUUGAGCAGGAGAGCUAUGCUUUUGGAAGAUUUCUCCCUGGCUUUCUUCUGCCUGGCCCUCUUGCCUACAGUUCUCGUACAGAUUCCUUCAUUACAGUCUCUUCCUGCCGACAAGUGGAAAGUUAUAAGUACCAAGUACUUGCUUUUGCAACAGAUGCAGAUAAAAGGCAGGAGACUGAACAGCAAAAACUUGGUUCUGGAAAAAGACUAGUUGUGGAUUGGACUCUAAAUAUUGGAGAGCAAGCCCUUGAUAUAUGUAUUGUCUCUUUCAAUCAGUCAGCAUCUUCUGUUUUUGUUCUUGGUGAGAGAAACUUUUUUUGUCUUAAGGAUAAUGGACAAAUUCGAUUCAUGAAGAAGCUUGAUUGGAGCCCAAGUUGUUUUCUGCCAUAUUGCUCAGUCUCUGAAGGGACAAUAAAUACUUUGAUUGGAAACCAUAAUAACAUGUUGCAUAUUUUUCAAGAUGUGACACUGAAGUGGGCCACCCAACUUCCCCACAUUCCUGUAGCAGUAAGAGUGGGCUGUUUGCAUGAUUUAAAGGGAGUGAUAGUCACUCUGAGUGAUGAUGGUCACUUGCAGUGUUCAUACCUGGGGACAGAUCCUUCUCUGUUCCAAGCUCCAAACGUUGAAUCUCGAGAACUAAACUAUGAUGAACUUGAUGUAGAAAUGAAAGAACUGCAGAAAAUCAUCAAAGAUGUUAACAAAUCACAAGGUGUUUGGCCCAUGACUGAGAGAGAAGAUGACUUGAACGUUUCUGUUGUGGUUUCUUCUAACUUUGAUUCAGUUUCUCAAGCAACUGAUGUUGAGGUGGGAACUGACCUUGUCCCUUCUGUCACAGUGAAGGUCACACUACAGAAUAGAGUCGUAUUGCAAAAAGUCAAAUUAUCAGUCUGCGUACAACCGCCAUUAGAAUUGACUUGUGAUCAGUUCACCUUUGAAUUUAUGACACCAGAUUUGACUAAAACAGUAAGCUUUUCUGUUUAUCUGAAAAGAAGCUAUACACCAUCUGAAUUGGAAGGAAAUGCUGUUGUUUCUUAUUCCAGACCAACAGAUCGAAAUCCUGAUGGUAUUCCUCGAGUUAUCCAAUGUAAAUUUAGACUUCCCCUAAAGUUAAUUUGCCUACCAGGUCAGCCUUCAAAAACUGCAAGCCACAAAAUUACUAUUGAUACCAACAAAUCUCCAGUCAGUCUUCUUAGUCUCUUCCCAGGCUUUGCCAGUCAGUCAGAUGAUGAUCAGGUGAAUGUAAUGGGUUUUCACUUCUUAGGAGGUUCCCGAGUUACUCUUCUUGCUUCCAAAACUUCUCAACGAUAUCGCAUUCAGAGUGAACAAUUUGAAGAUCUUUGGCUCAUAACCAGUGAGCUUAUCCUUCGCCUUCAAGAAUAUUUCGAAAAACAGGGAGUCAAAGAUUUUGCAUGUUCUUUUUCUGGAUCUAUGCCCCUUCAAGAAUAUUUUGAGUUGAUUGAUGAUCAUUUUGAGCUACGGAUAAAUGGUGAAAAAUUAGAAGAACUCUUAUCUGAGAGAGCUGUGCAAUUUCGGGCCAUUCAACGCCGACUCUUAACAAGAUUCAAAGAUAAAACCCCUGCCCCUCUUCAACACCUAGACACCUUGUUAGAUGGAACCUAUAAGCAGGUGCUCAGUACAUAUUUGUUGAACUCUCUGGUCCUGUCCCAAGGGCAAUUGGCAUUUCUUCAGGGAGUUUCUGAAGGUGUGCCUUCUGUUUUUGCCAGUAAUUUCCCUGGGACCAGGAAAUUAUUUUGCUAAUGAGAUAUGCACUUUACAACUUGCAUGCCUAUGCUUAUAAUUCCUGUUCCUGGAGUUCAGCAGUCAUUGCAGGUGCUCCUUUGCUUUGACUGUGUUUUAACUAUCAAGUUGUUUUGGGACUCCCAGUUUUGUCACAAUGGAAUUUUUUUUAGAUCCAUUUAUGCUUAAAAAGCAAUUAUCAUCUUGGAACAAGAAUAGGUCCCAUCAUCUUUCUGGUGUUAAGUUGCAAACAUUUGAAAGUUUAUGCUUUAUAUCACUUGAGGUAAAUUACUUGCUACAUCCGAGUUAGAUAUAUAGUUCUUUUUAAAGCAUAUUUUUCAUGAGCCUGAAUCAUAGGACUAGAAAUGACAUUAUAAAAUAGUUCAUCUUUUCAAAUUUUGGUUUCUAGCUUGAUAGCAUUCUUCCUUGAGUUAGGCUUUUAUUCUUAAAAUAAAAAUGAUUUUACAUAAAAUUCUGAAAGCUGUUGACUACAAUGUUUGAUAUAGUUAGUAGGGAAUGUUAUGGAAUAAUUGGACACUCAGGACCUAGAAAAAGAGUCAAGUCAUUUUUUACUAUGAGUAAAUUUUUCUGGUCUCCUCAUAGUUAAUACUGGAUAAUAAGUUAAAUGGCAGGUUUGAUAGCCUUCAAUCAAGUACUGACUCAGAUAAAAUACAGUUUCAAUAGUAAAGGUGUGGCGAACCAGGCGUGCCUACAACUCUUGGUAUCAAAAAAUCCUGGCAGUCUCACACCUACUGUCGUCUGUUUUAACUAUCAAUUUUAUCUAGGUGGAGAAUCCACUGGGACCAUGAAUGAUAAUUUAAUUAAUGAUUUCUUUAUUAAGACUUAGGCUGAGUUUAAUUUUUUCUUUUGACUAUUCUUUUUUAAAUAAAGAUUCUUUUCUUAAGAUAGUUUUCUACAAUGGUAAUUACAAAGUCAAAGAACAGUAGCAUUUUAAGGCCUAAACUACAGGAUUACUACUAAUUUUAUGAGUUGAUGCAGCAUAGAAAAUGUGUGGGUGAUUCUUUAAGUAGUCCCUGACACUGUCUUCAUUUACUAGUGUACAUCAGUAUGACUGUUUUCAGAUUCAGUUCUAUUUUAGUACAUUAUGGGCUAAAAGAAUCUUUGGGGUGAGUUUUUGAAAUAAACACAGUUUACAGCAUUGUCUCACUGGGGAAAUUCCUUCUAUGGGCUUGAAUACAAUAAACAUACUUUUGGAAUGUUAUAAAUCAUUUAAGUUGGAUACUUCCUCUUUUUAUAAUUUCAUAUUCCUAGAUUUGGGACAUUGCAACUGACCUUAGUCAUGUAGUCCAACCUUCUACUGGGCAUAAAAACUCUGUCAUUCAAUGCAAUCUAAGAUUACAUUAGCAAAUAAUUUUCAUCUCCUAUUAUGAUUUUGAACAAUUUGUAAUGACUGCCAAAAAUGUUGAGUUGAGAGAGACUCUUAGGUUUAUCCAGGCUCCAAGACAAAGGUUGCCAUAACUGUUUAGCAGAGUCUGUUAAGAUCAUGGGAAUUCACAAUGUUUUAGUAUAUGCCUGACUAUAAGAAAGGAGAUUUUCUAGCUAAUCAGAGUGAGUUUUCACGGUCAACUUUUGGUUAACAUAAGUCUUAGUACCAUUUUCUCUUUCAAAUGGCCAGUCUUUCAUUCAGCCAAGUUCAUUGGGAACUUCACCAAAAGAUGAAAAAACAGAAAAUAGAUCAGGUAAAGAGGAGAGAGAGAAAGAAUAAAGGUUUCUAAUGACUUGCUACAUCCACUUUCUAAGUUUGGGCACUUUUAUUUUUGCCAAGGGUUAAACCUAGGUGAUUGAGACUAUAUUCUGGUCCAAUGUGCAGCCACUAGGUCCUAGGUUCUUUGAGGAUAGGGGCCAUGUCCAUCUUGUUCACUUUACCAAGCACAAUGCCUUGCAUACAGAAUGCCUAGCGUAGCCUAGGCGUCUCGAUAAGUUUAUAGAGUGAAUUACUACAGCCCUUGGCAUCUUUGGAGGAAAUUUAAAAUGAGCUCUCAGUGCUCUUGAAAGUAGCAUUGUGUUGGUUCGUCUGGCUUUGUAAAUUUUUGAUUACAAAUGUGUGUUAAUGGACAGUUUUAUCUUCUGUAAAGGAGUAAAAAUGAAAAGGUUGAUCAUUAGAUAAAUUUUUGAUUACAAAUGUGUGUUAAUGGACAAAUCCAUGUAUUCACUUGUUGCUGGUUGUGGUUGUGAUAGUGCCUUUGAGAUUUGCAGUGUGCCAUUUCUGUGGAAGGGCUGCUUUUGGUCAGAGGAAGACUGAUGAUGUAUUUUAACCCCUGAUGACUAGGAACAAAAACUGACCAUGCAAAAACCCUCUCCCUUGGGAGACUGAGUGUGUGGCCAGUGUUUGGCAGGGUGACUUCUUGCAGUGGAAUUCUGAAGCUCAGACUUGUGUUCUCUUUCUUUUUUGCCAACCUUUGGGGCUAGGUCAUGAAGGGUCUUUUCACAGUGGAAACCAUUUUCGCUCAAUUAAUUGGAUGAAAACAAAGGCUGCCCCAUGCCCUGUGGUUAUUGCUUUACAAGCUAGAGGCUCAGAUUGAAUUGCAGGCUCCCUAGGUUGUUGGAGACAGGAAUGCUGUGGUGGCUCCACCCCCAUGGAGAGCGCUGGGUUUGAAAGCAUCGUGUAGCCACCUUUCUGGUUGACUUAAUAGGGCAGAAGGUAACUGCAAGAGAAGUCUUUUCCAGUCUUGCAAACUGUUGAGAAGACAUUAUGGGAAUAUGUUAACAAAACUCCUUAAAAGUUUUGUGAUCCAUUUCCUUUUUUUAAAAAAGAAACAACACACAAAACGUGCCAAUCAGAUGGCAGAACCCAGAGUCCUUCAUGUCACAAUGUGUCCAUUUACUACAGCAUUUAGUAGAUCAAUAAUACCUUUAGCUUGAAGUAGUUAACAAGCAUACCUUUCAGUGUUACUUUUAUUUUCUGCUCCCUGUAGCAGUUAGCAAAAUCCCAUUAUGCAAUUGGGUAGUAUUAAAUGUUAAAAAGUUAAUUUGUUCUGCAUUCCAUUAAAAUUGCUCUUUUUUUCAUGUGAAUUGGUCCUUACAUCUUGUUUAAAACCUAUAAUUUAAACUCAUACUAUAGUAAAGUCUUGAGUAACCUUUUGCCCUUGCUACCUUAAUUAUUCUUCAUCACACACAUUAUUUCAGGAUUCUGACAAUGGGUUAACUAUUUGCUAGUUAAUGAAAAUAUCUGUCAAUUAAGCAAUAUAUGGACUUAAGUUUUAAUUAAAAUUGUACAUCAAAAAUGAAAUAAAAUGUACUUUUUUUGAUGAAAAUAGAUUUAAAAAAUAUUGCUUUCUUUCUUUUUGAAAUAACCAUUCUUUGGUUGAGGCCAAAUGAUUGAUUAAGCUGUUGAUGGAAAUGGGGAGCUUGUUUCCAUUUUAAAGUAUUAAAACAUUUGCUUUUUAAAUGCAAUAGUUUUCUAAUUAAGUUCACUGUCACCUUAUAUAAAUAUGCUUAGAGAUUGUCUUAUGAUAAUAAAAUGUUGUGGAACCAGAUCUUAAUAGUGGUGUGGAAUCUUAUUUCUUGAUUCCAAAUGUGUUAGAUAACUUUUUUUUUGGUAUUUUUCAAACUUGUAGUGAAUAAAUAAUAAGUAGGAAAUGAAAUUUCCUGAAACUAAGCUAAAUAUUUUAAGAGCAUUUGGUGCUUUGUUUGGCCUAUUUUUGUUUGAUGAUCUGUAUACUUCAUUAAAAAUCAGGUUCAGAGAGAUUACUGAUAAUUGCAAACUUUAUUCUCAGCAGCAGAGAGUGUCUGGCAUAUGAAGCCCUUAAAAUUACCUUUAAGAUUUUUAGCCUAGAGAGUUAACAUCUUUAUGCCACAUAAAAACAAAACAAAAUAAAACAAAAAAACAAAACAAAGCAAAAAAACCAGGAACAACAACAAAAAUGACACACACACACAAAAAAACCCCAAAAAUAUUGGUUGGUGGGGGGCAGGUGGUGAAAGAAAGAUAUGAACAGAUUCUGAGAAUAAUGGAGUUUUGAAUUUGAAGAAGUCUUGGAAAUUAGGUUUAGUUACCUCAUUUCACAGGAGAAUAAAAAGAAGUCUUAAAUAUUCAAUGACCUGUCCAAGAUUCUGCACUAUUAAUAACUGAGAUGGGACAAGAACUGGGGCUUCUGAGAUGGUUUGUUGGUUUUGAAAGAGAUUCUGGGGUCAGAAAAUCUAUUUUUCAACCCUGACUACCUUUGUAACCUCUCGCAGAUGAUUGAAGUGCUCUGAACCUCAGUUUUAUCUUCUCUAAAAUGGGGCUAAUAUUCCGUUGGGUGAUUUCAUGAGAUAAUGGAUUUAGAGACCGAGCUUAGGUUCUGCCCUUUCCAAAUGUCUUAACGGUAUUGGCUCUCUUCCCUUUGCUAGGUCAGUGUCUUCUCCACAAUACACUGUUGUCUUGUAGCAGGUCAUUUAUGCAAAACAAGACCCUGGCUAUUUUGGCGGUGAGGUCUGGGUUUGCUGCCUGACCAGGACCAGACACAGGGGGACACUAGUAUGCACCUGGCUUAUGAUGAUACUGUUACCAGGUUUGCGCAGGAAUCCAUGCUGAAGCCUUUCGGCAGGUGCUUUUGUUCUGUGGCCUCGGGUCUCCUGCAUUUCCUCACUCUUGUUUGAUACCACAGCCGAAAAAUCCACAGAGACAGUGAUGAUGCUGAGGAACCCGCUGCCUUUUUUUUUUUUU